AUGCAUCCCGAGGACGUUAAAUCGAAAGCCUUCGUAUUGGAAUCGGUGCAGGAUACGGGUUUUGGAACGGGACAGCCAUACCUCAACCACCAGCAACAGCAGCAACAGCAGCAGCAGCAACUGUACCAGCAGGCCUUCCAGGAGCAACAACAUUUGCAUCCGCAGCAGCAGCAACAGUCAUUGUACCACCAACAGCAGCAACAGCAACAACAUUACCACCAACAACAACAACAGCAACAACAACAUCAACAGCAUUAUCAACAACAACAGCAGCAACAUUUCGUCCGUCAGACGGCGGCUUGCAUGUCGGUGCCUGCGGAGGCCGCGAAAUACGGUAACGCCGCAGCAAUCCGCAGCCAGCUGCCGCAGAUGGAAUGGGGCGACAAUCUGACACAGGUGGCAUCGGAUCGCGGGGUUGGCGUGGUGGUCGGCGGUUCGCCGCUUACCUGUCCGCCGACCGUCCUAAACUCGGCCGCUUCCAGUUCGCCGAUGGAUCUGGGUGGCCAUAGCCACCUUCAUCAGCAGCAGCAGGUGGACGUAGUUGUCGGUACCGCAGGCACCGGAUUCGUGCACGGGACACUUCCCUUCGCCACCGUGCUCGGUGGUGCGGAACAGCGCCGCACGUCCGUGGUACACGGCGGGGUGCAGCAGCAGCAACACCUAGUCCCGACACCAAAUCAGUAUUCGACGUUUCAUGAUCAGCUGUCCUAUGUCGGUGGUGGUGGCGGCGGUGGUUCUGGGGGUGGCCAGGCUACCCAGGCACACUUUGGAGUCGAACCGGGAGGAUACGGGACGGUGGUGCAGAGUAUGGUGCAGGGUAGCCCGGGGACCGUCGUCAUACGCACCAGCCCGAAUGCCUGCUCUCCACCCGGGGGCGGUGGCACUGCCGGUGGCGGCUCGGUUGUGGCUCUGGCGGCCACCGCUUACGGGCGCAUGGAACCGCUGGCACCGCAUCGAACUACGCCGACACAUGUCGCCUCAUUCAUGGGGACCGGUUCCCCCGGAGGCAUGCGGUUGAACGAUAUGACGGCGGCGGCGACGACGACGAUGCAAACCGGAAGCCCCGGGACGUCACUCCUGUCCCAGCGUGCCACCGGAGCACCGCUGGUCGUGCACGGUGAGUUCGUGUCACCCUCGCGCCCUGCCUCGUUCCCAUCGUCCGUCUCGUUGCCCACUUCGAGCCCGCACAGCAUGACGAUCGUGGCGAACGAUCCACUGAAGGGUGCCGCGACGCCUGCCUCACUGUACGGGGGUCCGAUCGAUGUUUCGCUUGAAUCAGAAUUUACGAUUCCAAAAGUGGAGACCGGCCGCAACAACCAACAGCAGCAACAGCAGCAACAUCAACAGCAGCAGCAGCUUGGAUUGUCGCUUCCUCUCACCACCGAUCCGUCGAUACACUCGGCGGCGCAGCGGGCCAACAGCAGCGGGCAGGCGGACGACGACGAGGGCGAGCAUGCCUCGGAGGACGAGGAUGGCUCGGAGGCCGACUCGGAGCCGCUGGAAGAAGUGAUGCCCACAGAUCCGCUCGCAACGGCUAAAACGGAAGCACUGGACGAAUGUUCCCUGGUGGUUGUGAAGCAGGACACGGUUUCCGAGCACCCCGGAGCGAUGUCCUCACUGGGUGGCGGCGGCGAGGUGGUGGUGGCCCCUCCGAAGCGUCCGGUCAAGCAUGUGCGCUUUGUUGAACCGGCCGAAGAAAACUCGUUCGACGGGAUGGCGGGGAAUCGUGCGCGGGGAACGGUGUCACCGCACCCCCUCGGCAUCCGCGGGGGCCAUGGGCGGGACGGGGACGAGGACGACGAGGAAAUGGAUCAUCUGGCGUUGAUGGAAAAUUUGCCGCCGGUCGAAAGUUUGCUGGUGGAAAUGGAUGGACCGCUCGACGAUGAAGCCGAGGACGACGAUGAUGACGACGAAGACGAGGAUGAUGGUGGUGGUGAUGACGAUGACGAUGAUGAUGACUAUGAUUUCGAGUGUGACCAGGGCAAACGUUCGCGUAAGCGGCGCACCCCGGCGUCUGGCCGGGGUCGUCCCGGUCGGGGUCAUCCCGCGACAUCGCGCCGCACGAAAAACGAUGAGUCGAUCGAGCUCGAACUGAUGGAACCGCUGGUUCCGGUGGUGGUCGAGAUGGGAGAGGGCGGCGAGAAGGCCCAGGACGGAGGACGGCUGUCGCCGGUGGCGCACGUUUGUCGCGUGUGCUUGUGCGAGGAAAAGGAGGGAGACUCCUCCGUUCGGGUACUGGAAUCGCUCUACUGUACGGUGGUGCCGGAGUAUCAGUCGCGUACCCUCUACUCGAUCCUGGUGGCCAUCUGCCAUCCGCUCAUGCUCGGCAGCAACGCCGGCAUGCCCGACCAGAUCUGCGGGACGUGCAAGGCGAAACUGUUGGCCGCAUACGAGCUGUACGAUACCUGUUUGCGCAACGACGAGAUGCUGCGCCGGAAGUACCAGCAAAAGCUGCUCAUCGCUUCCGGGACGACGCGCCGCAUCAAAAAGGAAACGCUCGACAAUCGGAACGGGGGCGACCAAGACCAAGAUGGCUACGAGCACGACGGAGUGAAUAUGCUGUUCUACGGAGGUACGUUGUCAACGCGCGAUUCCUCUAAACGGCCGGCGUUCAUGAAGGAUCACGCCAGCUUCAUGAUGGAUAAGCAGUAUCCGCUCACAAACGCGUACGCCAUGGGUCGUAAGCUGCACGCGGGACGCUCGUCGACGGUUUACCAGCAGCAGCAGCAGCAGCAACAGGCGACUCCCAAGAAGUGGAGCAAGUAUCCCCGGAGUCAACUGAAGUUCCCGCAUGUAGCAAACGGACCGGACGGCGGCGGGAUGCUGCAGCACCUGAACACUGACGGAAGUCGCCCGCCACCGACGCCGGGUGGCGGCAAGCAGACUGCGGCGAGUCGAUCGGCGGCCACCUUCUACGACUACAAUUCGUUCCACCGGUACAUGCCAAACGGGGCGCACCAGUGCACAAAGUGUUUGCGCGAGUUCAAGUACCACAGCUACUUCAAGAACCAUUUCAUCAGCCAGCACGAUCCGACCAAGCCGUACAAGUGUCGCAAGUGUCACUACACGUUCCGCAACGAGCGUUGGCUGAUCGUGCACAUGCGUUCGCACGUCUGCGCGAAUACGCUCAUCUCGAUGACGGCCGAGGGAACGGCUGGGUUCGAGGACAGUGCGACCGGCACCGAUGAUCUGCUGGACGAAUCCUCUCCCGCGCCCACCGGCGGAGCGGACGGAGAGUUUGCGUGCAAUCGGUGCGACAAAGCGUUCCCCAUCUUCGACCUUCUCAAGCGCCACAUUUUCGAGGAACACAUGAGUCCGCAGAGUCGUCGCAAUACGCUGCAGUGCCCGUACUGCCAGAGCCACUUCACCCAGCAGACCAGCUUCUUGCGGCACCUGAAACAGCACAGCAAAGAGAAGGCGGCUGCGGCGGCGGCGGCAGCGGCGGCCGGUGGCAGAGGUACGAGCGUGACGCCGACGCCGCUAAAGUGUUCCGUUUGUGAUAUUCGGUUCACGAAACGCGCUUCGUACGUUGAGCACCUGGAGCAAAAGCACGGUCUAAAGGCGCAGGAUGAGGCGCACGAGGAGGAUGAUGUCGCCGGAGGGGCAAAGCAGCCCGGAGGGCAGCGACGGGAGCACGUUUGUUCGGUUUGUUCGGCCGCGUUUGCCCGGGAGAGCGGGCUGAACGGGCACAUGGCGGACAAGCACGCGGAUGUGCUGCUGGCGGCCAACAGUGAGCUGGUGUACGUUUGUCGUGUCUGCUCGGCCGCCUUUCCGGACCGUUCCGUACUGCAGGAACAUGCCGAAACGCACAGCUACGCGGAACGAUCGGAAGCGGCGGCCACGAUAGCUGCCGAACGGAUGGACAGUGAUGUAAAGAGCGAACCCGCAUCCAAGACCCAAGACGGCGAUGGCGAUGGGGGCGGCGACGGCGAUGAGGAUGAGGAACGGCUGUCCGAGAAAGGGAUCAAACGAGAGAGUGGUCACGACGACAGUGGUGACCAGGAGGAGGACAGUAAGGCGAAUGUUGGCACAUCUUUGUCUGCGAAUGAGGGCGACCGAAAGGACUUGGUGAAGGGCGAGUUUGCAGACCUUCCGGAGGUGUUCUCCGAGUUUUACAAGUGUAAACUGUGUUUGGCCCGGUUUGCGAGAAAGGAUCUGCUGGCCACACACAUGGACACGCACCUGGCCGCAAUGAAGCGCGUCAGCUUCAAGCGAUCGUACUCCGAAACGGGCGAUGGCGACGAUCGUUUGCUAGGUGCCGUUGACGACGAUGACGAAAGCGGUGAUGAUGAAGAGGACGACGAUGAGACGGAGGGUGGCGAAGGGGCCGGCGGCAGUGGGGCACGGCAGCGGGCGCGUCACGGUAACGGCAGCACCGUGGACGAUGAAGGCGAAGAGGACGAAGGCGACGGGGAUGGAGAUGAGGACGAGGGCGAGGGUACGAUCGACCCGGAAGAGAUCUCCUUCAAUCAGGACACCGGCGAGCAGGUGUUCAUGUGCAAGGUGUGCAACAAGGUGGUCGGUACGGUGUCGCAGUUCCGGCGCCACAAGCGCGUCCACUCGACGAAAGGCCGUCCGUUCGAGUGUCAUAUCUGUUUCUAUCGGUUUGCGAUGAAAUACAGCUACACCGCGCACAUGCUGCGCCACGAGAUGGGCUGCGAUCCGACGCAGCCGACCCGCUACCGGUGCUCGAAGUGCCAGGAAUCGUUCACACGGCGCAAACUCCUGAACCAGCACGUGGUGAGCGCACACGGUGGCAGGCGCAUGAAAUCAGCCGCAGCCGGAGCGACCGGAACUGGUGGCCGAUGGGCGGUGAUGUCGAUGGCGGCGGGUGUUCUGGACGGUGGCGGCGGAAGCAACCCGGCCGCCGUAGGACCGGACGGCGCUAGCAGUGGGCGAGGUGGCCACACCUGUCCGAUCUGCUCGGAAACGUUCACACGCGAGAGUGUGCUGAAUGGGCACAUGAAGACGCACACGCUGGAGGCGGCUCAGAUGGCCCACUCGGAGGUGUGCUAUCUGUGCCGCGUCUGCAGCAGCGAGUUUGAGUCGCGCGCCCAAUACGUGGCGCACGCCGCCGAAGCUCACCCCGGUACGACGACGGAGAUGACGACGGAAUCGGGCGAUGGGUCGGCGAUCGGUGCGGACGAGUUGCUAAACGAGACCGCCGAUUCUUCCCUUGGCGGUGGCGGUCUAGAUGGCACCAAGGACACCUCCCUGGGUGGAUCGCCCAACGUAGCGUUAACGAUGCCGGCCACCGGUGGCAACGGUGGAGGUUGCACGCUGAUCUACAAAUGCAAGCUUUGCUCCGGGCGCUUCAUGAAGAAAAAGUCACUCGACUGGCAUUUGAAAACGCAUCGAUCGAUCGUACAGCAAGGGGACGGAGUGGCCAUGCUGCCUGAUAUCGGACCGGACGUCGAGCAGUCGAAGAUCUUCAAGUGUCCCGUUUGCCCGCAGAUGUUUGACAAUGAAGUGAUCUACAGCGAACACGCGCGCACCCACCAGCGCGGUCGUCCUUCGCGUGCUGUCCAGUCGCUCCCACCUGCCGGAUACACGCCACCGCCCACGAAGCGCAAGCGCUCGUCCUGGGGCGGCAUCAUCCAGUGUCAUUUGUGUAAGAAAACGUUCACCUACCGCAGCCAGCUGCACCAGCACACGGUCCUCCACCACCAGCCGGGUAAGCCGUACGAGUGUAAAAAGUGCCACUACAGCUUCGUCCACGAGCUGAACCUAAAGCGCCACGAGCUGACCCACCUGCACGACAAACCGGAACCGCCGGAGGCUGCGGCAGCGUCGUCGUCUUCGAGCGUCGUCGGAGAGAUGACGAUGCUGGAUCAGGACGAUGAUCAACGUCACGAUCAGCUGGUUGAAGAUAACUCCCACCUGCUGCAGCCGCUCGUGUUGCUCGACGGCCCGGAAGACGAGCCGGCGGCCGGCGGUGGACGGGGAGACGCCGACGGCGGUAACCACGAGACGGCCGGUUCGUCCUCCAACGAUGGGACCCGCGGGACGUGGGGGGCGAAGAAGAAAGUGAAGUGCGUGAUCUGUGCGGCCGUGUUCACCAACCAGAACGAGCUCGUCGUCCACCUGCAGACGCACAUCGAGCGGAUUAACGAUGUGCGGAAACGAAGUGCCCCCCCGAUCGUGAUGCCGCCCGACACGGGCUAUACGGCGAACGAUCGGCAGUGUAAGCUGUGCCACAAGGUGUUUAAGUUCAGCUGCCUGCUCAAGCAGCACCACCAGCUGCACCAUGCCCGGGAGAAGCCGUUCGAGUGUCGCACCUGCCACUACCGGUUCGAGUACAAAGGCCACCUGGUGCGCCACCGGGCCAACCAUCACCCGAACGAACCGAAAGACUUUGAAGCGGGCGGACCGGGGACAUUCGUCACGUCGACCCCGAACCGUGCCUCACCGGCCGUCGGUUCCGGGCGACGGUCGGGCGCGGCAGCAGCGGCGGCGGCUCAUGCUGCCGCGACCGCUGCCGCCGCCGCGGCAGCCGCUGCAAUGCUGGUGGCCGACGAUGGCACCAUGGGCACGGUCCCGAAGUACGGUGGCAUGGUGACGGACGAGGUGAUCAUUGCGCCGACGACGACGACGUCGCGAUCGGACACCGGAGUCCCGACACACCAGUGUCCGAUGUGUUCCUUGAAGUUCAUCAAAGCACGAUCGCUGGCGAUGCACAUGCGGAUACACCUGGGCGGUCGGAAGCUGCGGCGCGUGAUUCCGGCGACGGCGGCUCCCGCCGUGGUAACGCAGCCCAUGGUAUCGGGCGGUGACCAGCGCGAAGCCCUUGUGUGCCGCAUCUGUUCCGGAGCGUUCCCGACGACGCACGAACUGAAGACGCACAUGAUGACGCACCUGGGCAGUGAGGCGAUGGACCUGGAGGUGCCGUUCGGGAUCAGUGCGUUCAACAUGCUGCACGAGGACAUGUUUAACGAUUCGCUCGAUCAUCACGGGGCCGGAUCGUCUAGUGGCGCCGGGGGUAGCGGUGCCGGCAGUGCGGCCGGUACCAGUGCGGGUAAUGGGGGAGCAGGCGAGGAACACAGUAGCAGCGUCGGUGGUGAAGGUGGUAGUAGUCGGGCAGCGGAUGGCGGCAGCUCGGAUGGCGACUAUCAGCAGGAAGGUGACGAUGCAAGCGGAGGCGGUGAUCCACUCUUCGAUGGUUCGAACCUGGAGCUGGUGCUGGAAGAUAAUAUCUUCGAUAAAGAUUUUAACUUGCGCUAUCAGCAACAACAGCAGCAACAGCAGGCUCAGCAGCAGCAGGUUCAGCAGCAACAGCGGCGCCUGAAAGGUCACAAUGCCACCGGCGAGGCCGAUGAUGACGAGGGUGAUGAGGAUGACGAUGAUGACGACAACGAGGACGAUGCAACGGACGCGAAUGAUGUGGACGGAGCAGAGGACGACGAUGAGGAAGGGGAACAGUCGUCCGCUUCGAUUGCCAGCUUCCGGCGGACCAUGAACAUGAGCAUAAUGGAACGCGCAACGCCUCACAGUGGCCGUGCGCGACAUUCGGCUCGUUCGACCGCGCUGGGACGGGCGCAAGGGUCAGCGUCUUCCAGCAAGAGCAAGAUUCAGUGCGAGCUGUGCAAGAAGGAGUUUCUCUAUCCGUGCAAUCUCAACCAGCACAUGCAGCUGCACCACUCGAAGGACAAACCGCACGAGUGUCGCGUCUGUCACUAUCGCUUCGAGUACAGUGGCCACCUGCAGCGGCACAUCCGCCAGCAGCACGAGGCGAUAGCCGAGGAGCUGCUGGAGCCGGUCGAACCACAGUCGUUCGAUUGCAACUUCUGCGGCACUUCGUACGACACGAGAGCUCUUCUGACAGCCCACGUUCAAUCGCAACACAAGGGAGAGAAACCGUUCCAGUGCGACCAGUGUCCGGCUACGUUUAGCUACAAGAAAUCCUACGAAACCCAUCGAGAGGAACAUCAUUUGAAGGCCAACAAUGGAGCCUUCAAGUGUAGUUUCUGCAAGAAAACCUUUAACAGCGCACAAAAGGUAGACAACCAUGUUUGCAUUCAAUAGUGACAACUGCAACCGAAACACCAUUACGCGACGCACGUAAAGAUGAGCGCACGACGAGGCGCGACGGG
Molecule: messenger RNA, 8090 nt
Organism: Anopheles cruzii
Lineage: Eukaryota; Metazoa; Arthropoda; Insecta; Diptera; Culicidae
Exons: 6
Coding region: 1-8022 (2673 amino acids)
Biological process (GO): regulation of transcription by RNA polymerase II
Cellular component (GO): nucleus; chromosome
Molecular function (GO): zinc ion binding; chromatin insulator sequence binding
Source: RefSeq, a predicted model, not a curated record